Messenger RNA from Verruconis gallopava, 2067 nucleotides. RefSeq names its product cystathionine beta-synthase. The coding region runs from base 140 to 1750 and encodes 536 amino acids. Gene Ontology annotation, molecular function: cystathionine beta-synthase activity; cysteine synthase activity. NCBI's taxonomy places the organism in Eukaryota, Fungi, Ascomycota, Dothideomycetes, Venturiales, Sympoventuriaceae. Gene Ontology annotation, cellular component: cytoplasm. The record is from RefSeq and is a predicted model, not a curated record. The transcript has a single exon.
GUGACUUUUCCAACCUCCCUACAUAUCUCUUUUCUUGCACCUGCCUUCAAUUGACACGGAAAUCCUUACUUGGCGGUGUGCUGGAGGGAGAAGCUCUACUUACUUCUUCGCGUUCAUUUGUAAGGAAUCUCAAACAGACAUGUCCACCAAGACGAAGCCCAGGAUCCCACCAGUGGUCAUGGAUUCGAUCACCCAGCAAAUCGGCAACACGCCCCUCGUACGCCUGAACAAGAUCCCUCAGUCUCUAGGCAUACAAUGUCCCGUGUACGCAAAGCUCGAAAUGUUCAAUGCCGGUGGCAGCGUCAAAGAUCGCAUCGCGCUGCGCAUGAUCGAGGAGGCGGAGCGCUCGGGACGCAUCAAGCCCGGCGACACGCUGAUCGAGCCGACAAGUGGAAACACGGGAAUUGGAUUAGCGUUGGUAGGGGCCGUAAAAGGGUACAAGACCAUAAUCACGUUGCCGGAGAAGAUGAGUCCCGAGAAGGUUGCCGUGCUGAGGGCGCUGGGAGCGGAGAUCAUUCGCACGCCCACCGCUGCGGCCUUUGACAGCCCCGAGAGCCAUAUUGGCGUUGCAAAGCGGUUACAGAAAGAACUUCCGAACGCGCACAUCUUGGACCAGUAUGGAAACCCGGACAACCCUCUGGCGCACGAGUACGGAACCGCAGAGGAGAUUUGGGAGCAGACGGAGGGCAAGGUAAAGAUGCUGGUCGCAGGAGCAGGCACGGGAGGCACCAUCACGGGCAUUGCGAGGGGCUUGAAGAAGCAUAACAAGGACGUCAAGAUUGUGGCUGCAGAUCCACAAGGGAGCAUCCUGGCUCUGCCUGCCCAGCUGAACGAGCAGUUCAAGAACCAGCCGUACAAAGUUGAGGGAAUAGGAUACGACUUCAUCCCAGACGUGCUGGACCAGAAGAUUGUCGACAAAUGGUACAAGACCGAAGACAGAGAGUCUUUCAUGUAUGCGCGGAGAUUGAUUGCCGAGGAGGGCUUGCUGGUUGGAGGCAGCAGCGGCAGCGCGAUGGCAGCGAUGGUGAAAGCAGUCAAAGAGAUGGACGUUAAGCCAGACGACGUCGUAGUCGUCGUGCUUCCGGACUCUAUUCGCAGCUACCUGAGCAAAUUUGUCGACGACGACUGGCUUGCCGCCAACGACCUCCUACCCCCGACCCCGCCUGUUACACCGGCAGAGCCGUCGUCUCCAACGUUGCGUGCCAAGGAUCCGUUCGCGGGUGCCACGAUUGCCUCGCUGCGGCUUAAGCCUGUGACGACAAUCAGCUCAGACCAAACCUGCGCAGAUGCGAUCGAGGUGCUGCGUGACAAGGGCUUCGACCAACUGCCCGUCUCCUCAUCCUCUCAGCCGAAUCGACUCGUCGGACUCGUCACCUUGGGCAACCUCCUCUCCUACAUUUCCAGCAACCGCGCCUCACCAGAAGACCCUGUCAAGAAGGUCAUGUUCGACUUCACGCAUCUAAGCGAGGUCACAACGGACCCGACGGACACAUCUUUAGUCUUGACGAAGGGGGCGGCGUCCCAGCAGCUGGGCGAGAGCGCAAAGAGACCCAAGCGCAAAGGCUUUGUAGAAAUCACGAAAGACACGCCUCUUAGCGCUCUAAGCAGGUUCUUCGAGUGGAAUAGCGCGGCGAUUGUGACGGAGAAGCAAGCAGACGGAUCAUUAAAGCCUGUGGCUGUAGUCACCAAAGUGGAUCUUUUGACGUGGAUGGUGAGGGCGAAAAAGAGCCACGCAAACGGAAGUUCUUGAGGGAUGGGUCGCGAAACUGCUUUUCCAGCUUUAAAGAGUAAUUUGCCCUCAACGGGCGGUCCUCCACGGGUGGUUUGAAUUUCAAGGUUGUGACGAGAUGAGUUAUGGCGCUGGCAUGUUCAACUCGCAAACAUAGAAAGCUUAUGAAUAGAGCAUAAGGCGCCUUGAGGUGGAUUCAACAUGAAUGCUAAGGCGUAGAUGGAAAGACCAUCCGUCAAGUACACCAAUGACUUUGACCACUGUGUGACGGCCAAGUUUUGAUUCACGAAUACCACUUCUUGCUACACUGGUUUGAAACCUGUUCUACACGCUCCCCG